Molecule: messenger RNA, 966 nt
Organism: Hemicordylus capensis (graceful crag lizard)
Lineage: Eukaryota; Metazoa; Chordata; Lepidosauria; Squamata; Cordylidae
Product: olfactory receptor 1019-like
Exons: 2
Coding region: 1-966 (321 amino acids)
Biological process (GO): G protein-coupled receptor signaling pathway; sensory perception of smell
Cellular component (GO): membrane
Molecular function (GO): odorant binding; olfactory receptor activity; G protein-coupled receptor activity
Source: RefSeq, a predicted model, not a curated record
AUGAAGCAAAAUCAUAGCACUGUGACUGAAUUUAUCCUUGUGGGAUUCAUGGACGACCCAGAGCUUAAAGUUCCCCUCUUCAUCUUAUUCCUGGGAAUCUACCUUACUGCAAUGGUGGGGAACACUGGGAUAAUCAUAUUAACCAGGACUGAUGCUCGACUUCAAACCCCCAUGUACUUUUUCCUCAGAAACCUCUCUAUUGCUGAUAUUGGCUAUUCUACUACAAUUGCCCCCAAGCUGUUGAGCACCUUCAUUGCAGAAAAUGCAAGCAUUUCCUUUACAGGAUGCACGGUGCAAUUUUUCUUCUUUGCUCUUUUUGUGACCACUGAAGGCUGCCUCUUGGCUGUGAUGGCCUAUGAUCGCUUCACAGCCAUCUGCCACCCCUUGCUCUAUUUUGUUGUUAUGUCUCAAAAGCUUUGCAUCACUUUAGUAAUGGUUGCAUAUGCCUGUGCCCUUGCAAGUUCAACUCUCCAGACUAUUUUCAUAUUCCGUUUGAAUUUCUGUAGUUCAAAUGUAAUUGAUCAUUUUUUCUGUGAUGUUCCUCCAAUACUCAAGUUGUCCUGUUCAGAUACCCAUGUCACUCACACUGUGCAUUUCAUCUUGUCCUCUACAAUAGCACUGACUACUUUUCUGAUUGUCUUGGUCUCCUAUGUCGCCAUUGUUUUUGCCAUCCUACGGAUCCACUCCACCCAGGGCAGGUACAAAGCCUUUUCUACUUGUGCCUCUCAUCUGACUGCCGUCACUAUCUUCUUCGGCACCCUUAUCUUCAUGUAUAUACGGCCUGGCUCUAGUGUCUCAACAAAUCAGGACAAAAUAGUUUCUGUGUUCUACACUCUUGUGAUCUCCUUUCUCAACCCAUUAAUCUAUAGCCUGAGAAAUAAAGAUGUGAAGGAUGCUUUUAGAAGAGUUCUGGGGCAUCUGCAGGCAAUAGUGUCCCUCACUCUUCAUCCCCCAAGUCUGCUAUGA